GCUUCUGUCUUCAGUUCUGAUAGGUUAUUAUUUUUGGAAUAUCUGCAAUGGAGUCUACGAAAGUGCUAGCCUCGCUGCUACUGAUUGCUUUGGUGGCUCUAUCUCCUGCCGAAGGAAUCAGCAGGCCUCUGCCUCCCUACGUGGGUCUGCCCACCCAGGAUGGCCUCACCCGGUUGUUCCUCAAUUCCCGGGUCACCCAUCGCGAUCCCUUCGCCUCGGUGGCCUGUUUCGGUGGCUACAUCGGUGAAUCCAACCUGAUCGCCGAACUGUACAGUAACAACUUCACCAAUUGUCUUAAGACCUCGACGAACUCAAGGAGGGGCAUUGAUGCCGAUUUCCUGGCCACUCGCAGGACCAUCCGACUCUCCUCCGAGAGGGUUUGCCAGGAGCUCAGCGCUUGCAAUGGCAUCAACAGCACCCUCGCCUCCUUCAAAUGCCAUGCGAAUGUGGGCUCCAACAACACCGUCUCCACGUACAGCAUCUCGGGCAAUGCCUCCGAAUCGGCCAGUUUGCUGGAGGAACGCUACCGAGUGGUGGAACUUCAGCACGACCAGUGUCGCCGCAAGGCGGAGAAAAACUACGUGGAGUCCACGGCCAAGAACUACAACCACCUGCAGGCCUGUUUGGACGGACGUGUGCAGCCGAAGCCCAUGCCUAAGCCCACAACUACGACCUCCACAACUAGCACCACCACCACCACCACCACGACCACGGAGGCACCCACCGAACCACCGACCACCACCGAGACGCCUUUAAACCUGGACGAUCAGUUCAAGCAGCUUUUGAAUUUGUUAAACUAAUGCCCGCCAAAGUGUACAACUUUCUCAAGAAGCGGCUACGUAAUUAAAGCAAGCAUUUGCACAACUUGAAA
Messenger RNA from Drosophila takahashii, 871 nucleotides. RefSeq lists its product as uncharacterized. The record is from RefSeq and is a predicted model, not a curated record. NCBI's taxonomy places the organism in Eukaryota, Metazoa, Arthropoda, Insecta, Diptera, Drosophilidae.